AUGUUGCGUCCCGCGAGGGCCGGCAUGGCCCUUAGCUGUCUCAUCACGUUGCUACUCGUCCCGUCGCUUGUCUCGGGAGCCGCCAUGCCCUCGCAAGGCGGCGACUCGUCGCAGCAGGCGCAACAGAUGGCGGACGACGCGCUCAAGGCGCUACAGGCCAGAAUAGACCAGCUAAACGCCGCUCUCGCGAAAGCAACUGCGGAGAAGCUGCAGGUUCAGAAAACUGUCGCGCAGCUUGCCGAUGUCGUGAAAAACAAGGCGGCUGCUUUGUCCCAGGCGAAAGACGCGGCGAGUGCUGCGACGAAGGCGAAAAUCGACGCAAUCGCGAUCGCGAAUGCGAAAGCGGCGGAACUCGCGAAAAACGCGGACAUUGUGAAAAAGGCGAAAGCUGCGGCGGAUGCGGCCGGCAAGGCGACGGCCAAGGCGCAAGCAGCGCUCGAGAGCGCGAAAAAGAAGGCGGCAAGUUCGCCGACGAAGGCUAACGCGGCCGCGUUGGAUAAGGCACAGAAGGACUACGAUGCGAAGCUCGCAACGUCGCAAACGGCGCUCGCGAGCCUCGCGACCGCGAACUCGGCCUACUCAACAACCGCCGCAGAUAAAGCUGCAGCGGAUAAGGCGGCGGCGGAUGCGACGGCGAGGGAGAGAAUAUCGUUGAAGCAAGCUUCGGACGCGCAGUCAGAAUAUGACGACGCGACGUCGACCACCAGCAGCUCCUCCUCUUCCUCGUCCUCCUCCUCCUCCGCGAUUCUCGGCAGCGCGGUCUUUAACGACGACAAGUACAACUACGCCGUCGGGAUUAACGACUGCGGUCCGCCCAACGACGUCGCGUGCAGCGACUCGCCGGCGACCUCCACGGGCCGGCUCAGCCGAUACGUCAUCCCCAACGGCGGGCGGUGCGCGGGCGCAGUAGCGCCGGUGUGCGCGGGAGGGGGAAUAACGUCGGCGGACUGCGCAACCGCGUGCGCCAACAUGGUCAACUGCACCUUCUGGCAGCACUUCCCCCCCCCUGAAGCGACUCUGUGCGCCAACUGCGGAGUGUGUUUCCUCUAUCAGCCCUCCGACCCCGCGCCCAAGUGCCAGACCAACAUGAUUUUCGCAGGAGGCCUCAACCGUCUAGAGGCCAAUAUAACUGCACGGACAGCAGCGGUUUGA
Molecule: messenger RNA, 1152 nt
Organism: Closterium sp. Yama58-4
Lineage: Eukaryota; Viridiplantae; Streptophyta; Zygnematophyceae; Desmidiales; Closteriaceae
Source: the annotation of a GenBank genome assembly